Molecule: messenger RNA, 3361 nt
Organism: Oldenlandia corymbosa var. corymbosa
Lineage: Eukaryota; Viridiplantae; Streptophyta; Magnoliopsida; Gentianales; Rubiaceae
Source: the annotation of a GenBank genome assembly
UAAAAAAAAAAAAAAUUCAACUUCAAGGCUGCAGUCUAAAACUACUCCAGGAGUCUAGCAGUCCAUGGCUAAACAAUAUAUGUAGUACAGCUAAGCUAAAUCAGCGAGCGAGCUUUCCCCUAGCUAUUUCAUUCCCUCCUUAUUUUCCCCGUUUCAAAACUGAUGUGAAAAUAAACAAAAAUUAUGCAUCCGAUUGAAUCAUCAUCUCUCGAAUCACUGCCCAUCACCAUUUCUUAACCACUCCCCUGCACCACCACACCCUCUCGGGCGCAAGAAAUGGAGGCGUCUUUCGUUUCCAAAGCCAGGACUGCCUUCCAUUCCGCGGCGGCCAAAGCGGAGAAAGUCUUUGCGGACAUCAAAAAAUCUGAUUCCGUCACCAAUCGAGGAGAAGAUUCCGAUAUACAAUCGCCGGGUGUUGCGAGGUCGCCGGAGUCCGUCAACUUUAAGGAUGAAUCCAAGGAUAAGAGUGAAGAGAAGAACUCAAGGCGGAAGCCUGCUCCAAUUAAGAUAAAGCAGGACUGGCAGGCGCGCUUUAAGAACUUGAGGAUAGGAAAAAGAGGAGUUGAGGAAGCCGAGGAAGCUGAAAAUUCAGCAAUGGCUUACGCACUUUUUGAUGAAAAUCUGUACUUAAUGAAUGAGAGAGAAUUGAAGGACCAGAAAUUAGGUUCAGGACCUGAGGAGUCAAAUGCCUCAAAGGAAAAUAUUAUACCUACUACGGCUAUAAUAAGACAACUGGCUGUAGCUGUAGAAGCUGGAAAGAAUUAUACUUCAAUGAGGGACCUUCUGACUUCAUCAAGAGAUUCUUCACCUGUCAGAGAGAGGGCUGCCAUGAGCUUCUCGGCAAUGAAAUCAUUAAUGCUGCGAGAAAAAGAUGAAAAGUUUAUCACUGAAUUUGGUUCUGACGAGAAAGUAGUUUCUCUGAUCAAGUCUCUUGUAGAUGCAGAAGGACAAUUUUGUUGGAGAAAUGGUGACUCUGAACCUGGAGAACAUACAGUCGUCCCAUCUUUGACUAAGGAUAUUCAUGGUGCUCCACCUGAAAGUUUUGUAGUUAAGCUCUCUGAAGCCGUUGGAAGCUUGAAAACCCUGCGAAAAAUGGCCUCACUUUGGUGUAGAGUUGUUGUUGAGCUUAGAAGACUUUGGUCCGAAGGGCAGUAUGUUCCUGGCAUUCCACAAGAUGAGUUUCCAGACUUAAAUUGCUGUCUUUUGUAUCAGCAAUUGCAGGUCAUUAAUUGUUGUAUUUCCAGAAAGAAACGUCGUACUCUUGCCACCGAAUCUUUAGAAUCAAGCUUAGAAGAAGCUACUCUAAAGGUCAACGACUGUGGUGUUUCUGAAAGCAUGGUUCCAAUAGACUCAAUCUUGUAUGCAAGAAUUAGUUCUGGGGAACUUCUUGUUCGAUCAGGAGCUAAUGUGAAGUUUGGGGACAUGACAAUGCUGGAAACUGGUGAACCAGUUUUUACACCCGUGAUGCAGGAAGCACCUCUGCUGACAGAAGACCUUAUUAAAGAAACAGAAGAAUUUGUGCUAAGGACUGGGAGCUUUGGUGCUGGUUGUUCCCAACUUCUGUCUGACAUGCAAGCUUUCAAGGCAGCAAAUCCAGGUUGCAUAUUGGAAGAUUUUGUGAGGUGGCAUUCACCCCCUGAUUGGAUGGAAAGUGAAGCGUCAAAUGAAGCUGAUGAUACAUCAGGUGGAGGCGACUUGUCAUCUACAAGAGGUCAACUUAGUAGGAGGAUGCAGAAAGAAGGAAAUUUGUGGCGCGAACUGUGGGAAACAGCCAAACCAAUACCUGCUAUGAGACAAACUCCUCUCUAUGACGAGGAUUUCGCUGUGUGAGUUUCAGGAAAUGAAUUUUAUCAUUUUGUAAUUAACGGCUGGAUGUGAUGAUUUGCUGAAAUCAUUUUUACCCUAAUUGGUUGCAGGGAAGGUAUUCUUAAUGUCUUAGCGGAUAUCUCACCUUCUGUGCUUUUUGAACAGCUAUUUAUUUCUCUUGUAAGUCCUUUAUACUUAGCGACUUUGGGACGUACUCCCUCCGGUCCUUAAUAUAAGGCAUUUUGAUUUCGUCCUAGGUUUCACCUAGUAUGCAUUUUUAAUCGACGAAAAAAUUUUAAAAAUAUAUUUUCACAUUGGUUGUAUUCUCUUGAUUGUUAUGAAAUGUUUUUAAGGUUUUUUUUGUCAAUUAAAAAUAUGCACUAAAUUAAACCUAAGACGAAAUCAAAAUGUCUUAUAUUAAGGACCGGAGGGAGUAGUCAACUACAGUUAAUCUGUCUCGCUGAUUACCAUAUCGCUAAUGGUUAAUUUAAUUUUUCCUACUGGAUAUGAUUAUUGAACUUCCUCAGUUGGGUUCUGGGUUUGUAAUUGCUGAGGCCGUCCUCUCGACAAAUAUUGAUCUGUCAAAGCUGUUUCGAGAAUGCAAGGACUAUAUUGUAGUCACUUGUCAAAGUGAAACAUGGCUAGAAAAAGUGGAUGAGCUAUGUCAGGUAUGUCGUAUUUGUGCCACUUACUGAAUGAUGAAUGUGUGUUUAUUGGCUUGUUUGCUCGUGCAUUUUACUUGAGUGCUUCAGUGCUCUACAUCAAAGGUCUUAGUUUUAUCUCAAUCUUUCAAAAACUCAGGUUUCAUAUGAGGUUUAUUCAGGCACCAUGGUGUUACUGCCCUUAGAUUGCAUACAUGUCUAUAGCAUGUUUGUUAUGGUAAAUGAAAACAUGCAUGUAACAGAUUUAGCUUGGAGAACGUUGUGGUUGUUAGUUUAGAUUGGCAUCACAUAGUAGGGUUCACACUAGGCCACUCUUUUGUAGGUGUAUGAAUCUGUUGAGGCAAUGUUGCUGAAUCCAGAUGAAGCUACAAGAGGUACGGUACAUCCUGAAGAAACAGCACCUGGGAGUGACCUAAAAAACCACUUCAAGAGGCUUAAUUUCGUCUUUGGUAGCAAGGAUAAGAACUCGGGAAAAUCACCACAAAACAAUCAGAAAAAUGUGGAGGAUAACCCGACACGACAAUCAUUCUCAUCAUUAUUUUCAAGGAAGCCUCCUAAGCCCAGCACUGGAUCUCCGGCUGAUAAAGCUACUAUGUCUUUAGAAAAUGGUUGGACAAUCAUUUGAAAUGUAAAUUACAAAUUAGAAGUAGCAAAAGAAUAGCAAAAAGUGCUUUCUUUUGUGAUUUUUUUUUUUCUUUUUGGGAAAUGAGAAAUGGAAAAGAUUUUCUGAGUGGUAGAUAGAUAUAUGGUUAUUAAUCUUUUACUAAAAUUUACGAUGGUCUCGUAUAGGAUGAUGAAAGGGCUCCUUAAAACAUCAUAAAUCCUACCAUGGAGCCAAUUCUACCACUAACAUACUUGGCAUGAACUUCAUUUGGCAACAGUAAAAUACCCCC